GUUGUUGUAUCAACAACAGUCAAUGUGGAUGGCCAUGUUCUGGCUGUCUCAGACAACAUGUUUGUACAUAACAACUCCAAACACGGAAGGCGGGCUCGCCGCCUCGACCCCUCAGAAGCUACUCCUUGUAUAAAGGCAAUUAGCCCCAGUGAAGGUUGGACAACUGGUGGAGCGACAGUCAUCAUAAUCGGCGACAACUUCUUCGAUGGCUUGCAAGUUGUUUUCGGAACAAUGUUGGUGUGGAGUGAGCUGAUAACACCCCAUGCCAUCAGAGUUCAAACUCCACCCCGGCACAUUCCUGGAGUUGUUGAAGUAACCCUCUCCUACAAGUCCAAACAGUUCUGUAAAGGUGCUCCUGGACGGUUUGUCUAUACCGUAGGUUACAGUCGCAACACAAGCAGUGUUUCCCCGCGAGGAUACGUCCCAAGCAGUACUCCUCAACAGUCCAACUACAACACAGUCAGCAAUAGUAUGAAUGGAUACGGCAAUGCCAGCAUGCCCAACCUUGGUGUACCUGGUUCCCCUGGAUUCCUUAAUGGCUCGACCGCGAACUCCCCUUACGGCAUAGUGCCGUCAAGCCCUACCAUGGCAGCCUCUUCGGUCACCCUUCCUUCAAACUGUAGCAGUACACACGGCAUUUUCUCAUUCUCACCUGCCAAUGUCAUCUCUGCAGUGAAACAAAAGAGCGCGUUUGCUCCGGUGGUCAGGCCCCAAGCUUCUCCUCCGCCAUCUUGCACCAGCGCCAAUGGAAACGGGCUUCAAGCUAUGUCUGGGCUUGUAGUUCCGCCAAUGUAAAUUCAUUUUUUUGUUUAGCUACUGUAGCACCAAGUUCAGAAGAUGAACUUUCUAGGGGAUAUGCUUAGUAUAUAAGAUAUGCUGAUGGAACCAGUAUCUUCAAAAUACAAUCAGCAAAACAUUGAAAUGCUACAAAAACAAAAACAAAAAAACUUUGUUUAAAAAAGUUUAUUUAAAAUACUAAGAAUCAACAUGCAAUCAACUUCUUCAUGAACAAUUCCAUUUUAUUGACUGAACCUCUCUCAUAUUUUCACAAUUUCUUGGUCCUGAAGAAAAAAAGGAAGAAGCGAACACCUAUUUUGUAUAAAGUUUCUGAUUACGUCUUGGCUAUGUCUAGUACUUGCUAUAUGUCGGGAAAAAACUUUGUGGAUGCACCAUUUUGAUUAUCAUGAAAACCACUGAUGAAAAAUGCCUCCGAAACAUUUUUCUGUACUACUCAUACUAGAUUCACAAUGGUCGUGUAUCUCUAUAAUGUGAAAUAUUUUUUUGUGGUGAAAAAAAGGGGGCCAAGGAGGAGGUAUGAGCCAUCAAAACUGGGGUUUGGAGGGGGGGAAUAAAAAGGAUGAAUAUAUGAUUUCAGAUAAUUUUGGGAGACGGGAGGACGGGAGGGUUGAUCAUUGCAUUCAUCUUAAUGAAAUGGAACUUUGUAACUUAUUGUAGUUAGGAAUUGUAACUUUGAUAUUGAAUUCUCUUGCCUUCAACAAGCACACUGACAGAGGAAAACGCUACUGUCUGUUGGUUAAAAAUAAAAUAUACUUCCACUGCUAGAGCUUCCUGUUAAGCAAAUGUGAUCUGCAACAUUUUUUCAACUUUUGCUAGCACUGUAUACUAUUGCAUUCUUAGGCUACUGUGAAGUCUGUUUCUUGUACCAGAAAAUUGUCCUUUUGACUUCUAGAUCCUUCUUCCCCUAAUGUGUUUUUGUAUGUGGUUAUAAAAUUGUAGACUUUUGUGAUUUUGCCAAAGUUGUAGCUAAAUAUUUAUACACUUGUCUUGAAUUUUUUUCAGAUCCACUUAAAUAUUUAGAAGAUCAAAUUUUAUUCCUUUUAAAGAUAAGGAAUGAAAUAGCCCUACAUUACAACUCCCUUUCACACGAACACUUGCAAUCACCAAGGGAAUUUAUUUUGUAACAUAUUGAUUAUAAAUAUUGUAUUUAUCUUUGAAAUUUUUGUAUAUUUUCACCAUUUUUUCCUGUAUGUAUGUUUUUUUUUGUCAUUCGACUGGUAUUGUUGAUGCUGUGAAAAGCAUUAAGCCAAGAACCGCUGCCUUCAUAUGUUUUUGUUUAAAAAAAAAUGUGUCCAUUCAUUUCAUUUUGUAUUUCACAAAGUUGUUAUUUGUUUCGACUUUCCAUCCUUCUGUUAUUUUGAGGAAAAGCAUUGUUUAUUUUUAUAUUAUUUUUAAGUUAUCUGAACAAAUAAUUUUGAAAUAAAGUUGUUUGUUGUAUAGUUAAAGCAAAAUUGUGCCACAUGGCUGUAA
Thamnophis sirtalis is the source of this 2268-nucleotide messenger RNA. NCBI's taxonomy places the organism in Eukaryota, Metazoa, Chordata, Lepidosauria, Squamata, Natricidae. The record is from RefSeq and is a predicted model, not a curated record.